Pseudovirgaria hyperparasitica is the source of this 1930-nucleotide messenger RNA. RefSeq lists its product as uncharacterized. NCBI's taxonomy places the organism in Eukaryota, Fungi, Ascomycota, Dothideomycetes, Acrospermales, Acrospermaceae. The transcript is spliced from 3 exons. Gene Ontology annotation, biological process: transmembrane transport. The record is from RefSeq and is a predicted model, not a curated record. The coding region runs from base 99 to 1610 and encodes 503 amino acids. Gene Ontology annotation, molecular function: transmembrane transporter activity. Gene Ontology annotation, cellular component: membrane.
CCGCCAGUGAAUCCUACACCAUGAUGAAUGAAAGCAAGAUAUACUCUCUCUAAACACGUAUACAGAAGCCAAUCUGCGUUUGAUGGAGCUAAGGAGCUAUGUCUUCCAGUGCACCCGGAAUGGGUACAGUCCGAGAAAGGAAGGGCAACGCGCAACGACCACUGAAAGCUCUACUAGUUCUCCUGCUCUUUGUUAAUUUCGCACAAGGCCUCUACACGCUACCACUCAAUAAGAUCAUCGAGCAAAGAUUAUGUCGCGAAUACUACCAGGAGUACGAUCCAAGUCACGUUCAGGCAGACGGCACAAUUGAUGAAUCUAUGUGUAAAAUCAGCCAGAUACAGUCGAGACUAGCAACUUUACAGGGUAUAAUGGAGACUACUUGGACUAUUGGAGACUUUUUAGUAACGAUCCCGAUGAGCUUCGUGGCUGCUCGCUACGGCGCAAAAUUGGUGCUAUAUAUCAAUCUGAUACCGCGCGCUUGCCUUCUUCUUUGGCCAGCCUUGUUCAAUUACUUUGACAGAGUCGUCCCGACGACAUCAAUCAUCGCUGCUCCGUUCUUGUCAGUGUUUGGUGGAGCAUGCGUUUUUGAAACGAUCAUAUAUACACUUACAGCGAACAUGUCCGAUGACAAUACCCAGAGAGCAACACAUCUUGCAUGGAUCAGUUCAAUCAGUUACGUUGUCAAUCUUCUCGGUCCAGCUACCUCGGCAGCUACAAUGAAACUUGUCGUCUGGCUACCUCUUGGGAUAGGUCUUCUGCUUCUUGCCUCCGCAUCUAUGACGAUCAAACAUAUCCCAGACUAUGUUCAUCAACUUCAUCCGAUCAGAGGAUCAGAAUCAAAUCCCUUGAUUCCAGCACUAUCUACCGAGACCACGCAAUCCUCGUUGAAACGGGACGAGGACUUGCCUAUGCAUCUUGCAAUAUUGCAUGAAUUUCAUGAGAUCUUUAAACUAAUCUUCCAUCCUUUGCAUAUCAACAUACGGCUACUACUCAGUAGCUUCGUCCUCACGGCAGUGGCUGGUUCCAACACGUAUCUACUCGUCCAAUAUAUUUCCCUUCGAUAUGGCUGGACCUUCACGGCCGCAGGCUUCCUUCUAUCCGUUAAGUCCAUCUUCAACCUCUUUCUCCUUACGACUCUCGUUCCUUCUCUCAUGUACCUCGCUUCGCAUGUUUUUAGGCCAGUGGGACUGAACUCAGUUGCUGCAAUCCUAAGCCUCAUCAUAUCGGUCAUAGGCGCGUUUGGCAUCGGCCUUUCUUUUGCCUUCUGGCAACUUCUAACCAGCCUUAUAAUCUAUGCCAUGGGGUCCGCGCUUCCGGUUUUCAAGUUUUCACUCCUUCGCGCGUCUUGUGUGUCUGGCAUCGUGUCUUCUUCAAGUCGCUCUUCCGAUGCACACACUCCGACACAGCUUUUCUCCUUGGCGAUGCUAUCGAAAACGGCUGGAUCCCUUAUUGGUGCACCUUUAAUGGCUGUUUUGUGGGUUCAUGGCAUUGAAACCGGCGGCAUCGCACUAGGUUUACCAUAUUUCGUCUCAGCAGGAUUUUAUGCCCUUGCGAUUGGAUUGAUUGUCAUGAUGAAACUGGAGGAAGAGACUUUGACUCGGAUAGAGUAGAAAUGGGUCACUUGACUUCGCCAUUGGACUACAGAAAGACACGACUUGGCUAGAUGCUCGAUUAGGCUAUGAAUGGCUCUAAAAUCCUACGGAGUCAUGUGUCUGCGGGGCACCUGCAGGCAUCAUAAUUUCUGUUACUGUCAUAUCCACCAAGUCGAGCACACAUCAUUGGUGCGAUAUAGCCUACAAGUAUGGUUCGAAACUUCUGAAAUUUGCCAGCAAGCCAUUCCCUGUGGGGCCUUUCCAAGAUCCAGUUCGGCUCUUUCUAUCUGGUUGCAUAUCUCCACAUCUCGUAGCAAUGUGGCUUAUCAACACAGAUA